CCGCCGCCGCCGCUCGAGGAGCCAGGAUGGUCCUGGUCCACGUCGGCUAUCUCGUGCUUCCAGUGUUUGGCUCUGUGCGAAACAGAGGUGCCCCCUUUCAAAGGUCUCAGCAUCCUCACGCUACCUCCUGCCGCCACUUCCACCUGGGCCCCCCGCAGCCGCAGCAGCUGGCGCCCGACUUCCCCCUGGCUCACCCCGUGCAGUCGCAGCCGGGCCUCAGCCCCCACAUGGCCCCGGCCCACCAGCACAGCGGCACCCUGCACCAGUCGCUGACUCCGCUGCCCACCCUGCAGUUCCAGGACGUCACAGGUCCCUCCUUCCUACCUCAGGCCCUGCACCAGCAAUACCUCCUGCAGCAGCAGCUCCUGGAAGCGCAGCACCGCAGGCUCGUCUCGCACCCGAGGCGGAGUCAGGAGCGUGUGUCUGUCCAUCCACACCGCCUCCACCCCAGCUUCGACUUUGGCCACCAACUCCAGACUCCUCAGCCCAGGUAUUUGGCUGAGGGCACUGACUGGGAUCUCAGUGUGGACGCCGGCUUGAGUCCUGCCCAGUUCCAGGUACGGCCCAUCCCUCAGCACUAUCAGCAUUACCUAGCGACUCCUCGAAUGCACCACUUCCCCAGAAACUCCUCCUCCACGCAGAUGGUCGUCCAUGAAAUCCGAAACUACCCAUACCCUCAGCUUCACUUCCUUGCUCUCCAGGGACUGAACCCCAGCAGACACACCUCUGCAGUGAGGGAGAGCUACGAGGAGCUGCUGCAGCUUGAGGACAGAUUGGGAAAUGUGACUCGGGGAGCUGUACAGAACACCAUCGAGAGAUUCACCUUCCCCCACAAAUACAAGAAGCGAAGACCCCAGGAUGGCAAGGGCAAGAAGGAAGAGGGGGAGGAGUCGGACACAGAUGAGAAAUGCACAAUUUGUCUGUCUAUGCUGGAAGACGGAGAGGAUGUGAGGCGCCUCCCCUGUAUGCAUCUCUUCCACCAACUGUGUGUGGACCAGUGGCUCGCCAUGAGCAAGAAAUGUCCCAUCUGCCGAGUGGACAUUGAGACACAACUGGGAGCCGACAGCUGAGGGAGGAAUUAGCCAGUGGACGCCCCAUCUUCCUUCACCAGGUCCCCCCACGGCCAUAGCCCUUGCAGCCAAACUUUGCCUUCUGAGCCAUUUGAUGUAGAGGAAAAGCCUGCAAGCACAUUUUGUGGAAAGAGGAGUUGGCGGUAUCAGCGUCUGAGGGAAAGGAGGGGUGGGGGGAGGCCCCCCCACUAGCCAGAAUGGUGACUGCCCCAUCCACCUCGCUGUGCGGGAGGGAGCGGGAGGGAGCUGGCCGUGCCCGGAGCAGGGGUGGGAAGGGGGGCCCACGCUGCUGAGAAUCUGGAUGUGACCUGGAAGGCCCUAGCUGAUAGACAGGCCCCUCAAUCCUGUCCUUUGAAGGAUUGUAUAUAUACCUCUCGACCACGUAGAAACCAUGUAGGGGUCUCUAGCUAUUUCUGUGGAUGGCAGCCGGAGCAUGUUAGCUUAAGAAAAAUGUUGUGUGUGGUGCUCUAGUCAUCUUGUGGUGGACAUGUCGCUAUUACGAAUUCGCACCAAAUAUUUCUCAUUGAGUUCCUUGUUUUGGUGCCUGACUGAACCAGCCAACGACAGCCCAAAUCUUCCCGUCUUUACGAGAAACAAGGAAAAAGGAAUCCAAGGUGAAAAAAAAAAAAAAAAAAAGCCAAAUCCUGUUUCUGGUGAAAAAAGGAUGAUUUUUUUUUUCACCCAGGUUGGGAGGUGGGGGCGGGGGUGGUUCUUGUUUUGUUUUUGGUUUUGUUUUUUCCUUUGCUUUUGUUUUUCUCAUGUUUACAGCGCGUGGAGUGUGGAAGGGGGAGCAUCUGGGGAAGGGGAGGACCGGGAAAGGAGCAGAUGGGGGGUAGGCUUAGAUGGGCCCCUGAGGGGGUUCAGCCAGGGUGAGGAAAGCCGAGUUUGAGUAGGAGCAAGGGAGAGUCUGUCUCGAAGGAGGGCUCCCCAGUUCUGGGACCCAUCUCCCUAGUUCCAGCCAUGUCCCCCGGUUUCACAUGGGAUUUGGGAGAGGCCAGCCUUCAGCUCGAGUUGCUCACCCAUUUUCCUCAGAGCCAGGGUGUCCCUGCUCAUGCCACCUCUUCCUUUCACCUGUGCGUAUGCCCCAUCACAAAGAGGCAAUUUGGUCACUGCCUCCCUAUGCAAAAAAUUAACUGGAUGAUGAAGAUAUGAUAGUAUAGGUGGUAGACACUCGGUCCCGGCUAAAGUGCUCUUGGCUAGCACUCAGGGGGUGAGGUCAAACACCAUGGACCUGAAGGAGGGCCCGCAGCUCCCUUUGGGAUGUCUCCAAUCCUGAUGGAGUCCCCCAAAGAUGGCCCCGUGUCCUGAGACCGUGUUGGCUGGGUUUGGGAAGGCCCUGUGUCCCUAGUCUCUGGCUCUUUCUCUGACUCUUUGAUAACCUUGGGCAAGUCCCUUUUUCCUCUCUGUGCCUCAUUUUCCUUCUCCUUAGAGGGGAGACCAACGACAGUGCACCCCCAGUCCCCCUUCUUCUACCUCACCCAGAUGUUGUGAGGAUUGACACUAUCCACCCAACAAAUUCAUGCUCCCUCCUGGGAACCACCUUUGGGGUUUAGGGAUGGGGGUGGUGGGAAAGAGGGACCUGGGAGUUCCAAGUGACAGCACACAAUGUGUCUUUCCGCACCACCCCCACAAUUUUUGUGAACCUCAAAGGGAGCAGGGAGAUGGGAGGACAGAAGAAUGGAGAUGGGAAAAAUCCAUGAAAUUCCAACCCCAACCCCGUAGUCCUCACCCACAGGUGGAACACUCCAGCCCACUGGAAUUCCGCUCCUUUCCUUUGCCCCUCCCUGCUCCCUUAUUUGCACUGCCCUCAAAGCCUCCCUUUGCCCACCCCUCCCAUCCCCGCCCCAGUCUCAAUGCCCUCACAUCAGUAAGAGAAGACUAAGGAGGACAAGAUAUUCCACCCAUACAUGAGGAAAUCCUGUAAGGUCAAGGAAAUCUAAGUCUGCAUUGCGGCUACAAAGGGUACAUCCAGUAUCAAUGGGUAAAAAUGCCCGAGAAGUAGAUUUUGGAUUGAGGUAGAACCUUCUAGCACAACCAGAGCUGUCAGGUGGAGGCAUGGCUCUUCUGGACACCUGCAGGCACAGAAUGGGGGAUGUGGCUGGCUUCUGAUGGGAGGGUUACUCGAGGAUCUGACGCAGCCUGAGGCCUCUCCCAGCACCAAUACUCUGGUGUUCUAGAAAAUCUUUCCUGAGUGCCUGUUUAGUGCUGGGAGAGAGGACAAUACCCUGCCUUGAGGAGCUUAGGCUUUUUAGCCGAGGAGCCAAGAUGCAUAAAAUAGCACAAAAAUGAUGACGAGCUGACACGGGGUUAACAGCAAUGCGCGUUACCCAGUCCAGUUCGGUGGUUCCAGCCUGCGGACUGUCUCCAGGGCUAAAGGCCGGAGACCCCACAGGUAUAGAAAGUGCUUCCGAGUCAGGAUUUUGGGGAGAGCUAUUGACUAGCAGCCACGGGAAGUUGGAAAUUGUCCCCAGCCUGCUGUACCCUGGAGGCAGCCAGGGUGGCUUGGGAAGGUCGGGAAGGUCGCUCCCAUCUGGGACUGGGGCUCUCGUGCUCUCUGAGGCUGGUUCAGAAGGCUCGGGGGAGAGGGAGUCUGCGCCGAGCCAGGUGGUGCGUGAGCUGGGGUCCGGGGUCCAAUGACAAGGCAUGCCGCACUGCUGGGCCUCAGUUUCCCCAGCUGUGAUGCAAGGCGGUUGGACUAGAUGCUUGCCAAGUCUCCUUCCAGCACCCGAUCCUCUGAUCCUCCCUGACAUCGACGCAUCUUUCCAGCGGUAGGGCCGCCUGCUGAGAGCCGGGAAACUACUCCGGGGGUGACACUGGCCGGAGGCUGAGUGUGGGCUGCAGCCCCUGCCCCCCGCCUCGCUCUGGGCAGGCUCUGAGGGCCCAGGCUAACCCGAGGCGCUGACUGGGGCGGGGAUCGCUGACUUUGGGGGUGCAUCCUGAAGCCCCCUCCCCUCCCCACCUCUCUGGGGGCCCUCGUACCCUGCAGGUGGGUGCAGGAGGGGACGCGGACUCAGGCUCCCGCCAGCUCCAGGCCCCCAGCUGGACAGCUCUCGGGGUGAGAACACGGGAGAGGGGUCUGUGCUUCUGCUCCCCCGAAGCCCCCCUUUCCCUCAUCGGGGAGCCUGGGAAGAAGAAGAAGAAGAGGCAGGCUCAGGCCUCAGCACCUUGUACCCACCACCUCCGGGAGGAGAGACCCCCCCAACCCCGGGAGUGCUCCUACUGCUCAACUCAAGGGACUCAGACCCUUUCUUGACUGAGACGCAUGAGUGCCUUCUGGGGCGAGAGCCACCCCAGGAUUCAAGUUGGGCCUGCCCAGCCCUGGCCACAGCGGGUCGCCAAGGACGCCAACCCAUGAAACCAACGCCACAGGCCACAGGCGGCCUGCCCGGGCAGGGGUGUGGGUGGGGGGCUCCUCCACUAGCCGGGACCCCCCCCACCCGGCGCCCCCUGGGCCCUCUGGCCCUGGCCAAGAACCAUGGCAGGACUCAAGCUCCUCUUCUGCAAAUGUCCCCAGCCUCCCUGCAAGUAUUCUCAACUCUUUACGCCUAAUGAACAAGCACAGUUUUUUCAAUGGUGAAAAAAAAAAAAGCACCAGAUCUUUCUUUCUCUCAUUUUUUCUUUUCCUGAAGAAAUCCCUCAAACACUCCCCCCACCCCUCACCCGCCUGCUGGCGGGACAAACACUCCCCGCGUGGGGCUGUAGCAACGUCUGUCAGGUCCCCCUGUCGUGUUUCAUCUCCUGCGCGUAGAGCAAAUGCUAGAGCGAUUUCAGCUGAUAGAAAAACAAAAAUGAAAAAAAAAAAAACACAAAAAACAAAAAACAUGGCACGUUGCUAGUUUACAGGGUUUUGUGAGUUUAAAUGCCUUAUAUUUAACAAUCAUAAUUUAUGACUAACUUGUAGAUAUCGUGGGUUCUUAUUUAAUUAUUUUUAUAGUUGUUUUGCAUUUUUAAUUAUAAUUUAUUUAUUUAGAAAGGAUACUAAUUUUUUUUAUUACUCCUAUUACCUCAUUUUGGCGUUGUUUCUGGGAGUGGAAUGCUUUGCAUGCAUUGGUACGAUGACAAACCAACUAUGAAUACAAAAAAAAAAUUUAAAUAAAAUUCCGCGAACUUUAUUUCGUCCAAACUAUCAGGGUGUGUGAUUGCAAGCUGUCCUACUGUGGUGCUGGCCUCUUUGGAUACAUUCCAUACGAAAUGCAAACCUUUGAUUCUGUAUGCUGUGACCUAGUGAAAAAAACUCCAAUAUAGUGACUGUAUUUAGCACAUAUAUAAAUAUAAUUUGCACUUGUCAGCAGACUGGGCUAAUCCUUUCACUUGCUACCCUGGCCCCCUCCCCAACCCCCCCAUCAUUCACCUGUUUUUCUUUCUUCCCUUACCCUUCCUGCGACCUCAGCCCACGCUGUCUCCAUCCUCCUAGCAAAGUCGGGGGGUGGGGUGAGGGGGGGGACACUGGGGAUCACUCUUUCCACCUGGGCUCAAAUCUCUCUGAUUCCAGAACUAGGCCCCUCAGACAUUACCAGCAGGAGCAUCUGAAAGCCAAAAAGCCUGAUUUAUUAGGAAAAGCCCUGGACUGGGGGAUCAGGAGGCUCAGGUUCUCAGCCCAGCCCUAUUGCAAAGGUCCCUUUGACCUUGAAUAAGUCACUUGGUCUCCCUGAGUCUCAGCCUUCUGAGCAGGGCUGAGGGGGGUGAAGGGGAGCAUGUCUAGGGUCUCUCAGAUCCAGAAAGAUUGACACAGAAAGGGGGGGCACCACGCUGCACUGUCUCCCCUCUCAGGGCAGAAGUCAGGGGAGGAGAAAGGAUGGAGGGGUGGAGAGAAGGAGAGCAUCUUGCAGGACACAGGGAGGCAGGUUAGGCUGACACAGCCCAGACGUGGGACCUGUGCCCUCACAGGCUUGGUGGGCCUCUGCAGAGCGAGUUGAAAUCCAUGUGUUGUUAGCUGUGGGGUUGGGGCAGACAGGAUAUUAGCCCCACAGUGUGGUGUUUGGGAUUGGCACUCCAUCCUGUCCUCUCUUGGAACCUUUGGUGUUGAGCAGAGCCCUGGGACACAGAUUUGGGAUUGGUGGUCUGACCUCCUAGUAUCCCCUCCCUCCUCUGCUAGGGGCAUCUGUGGGCAGGUGGGGCUGCUGGGGGUGGGGAGUGGACAGGGCCCUCCAGUCUCCUCAUUCCUGGGAAGGAGUGCUAGGGAAGGGUUUGGGAAAGCAGUGGCCUCAGAGGCUGGUAGUGCCAUGAUCCCGGAUGCCUUUGAGCCAAACGAGAGAGAGAGAGAGAGAGAGAGAGAGAGAGAGAGA
Canis lupus familiaris (dog) is the source of this 6355-nucleotide messenger RNA. It is a transcript of the gene ARK2C, whose product is annotated as ring finger protein 165. The coding region runs from base 27 to 1070 and encodes 347 amino acids. The transcript has 8 exons. NCBI's taxonomy places the organism in Eukaryota, Metazoa, Chordata, Mammalia, Carnivora, Canidae. Gene Ontology annotation, molecular function: zinc ion binding; ubiquitin protein ligase activity. The record is from RefSeq and is a predicted model, not a curated record. Gene Ontology annotation, biological process: motor neuron axon guidance; positive regulation of BMP signaling pathway.